UUCUCCGAAGCUCACCCAGCUGUGUGUGUUCGUGUAAUCGCACUGCCUGCUUCCUGCUUGUGCGCUCCUGCGUUCCAUCUUUUAUCUACUGUGUAUUGGAUUUUUUAAAAAAAAUUGCUUUGUUUUUUUUUGUGGGGUUUCAGUUUAGGAAAGAUAAUCUGAAACAGCACUUUUUUAUUUGAUUUUUUUUUGCCCCGUGUCUUUCUUUUACCCUCUUCUGACUACCAGCAGCCUCAGUGGGCAGUGUGUGCGGUAUGGAGGGAGAAAGCACCACAGCGCUCCUCGGUGGGUUUGUUUUUGGCGCCCUCGCCUUCCACCAUUUGAACUCCGGAUCAGACACCGAAGGAUUUCUUCUUGGAGAAGUCAAAGGAGAAGCAAAGAAUAGCAUCACCGACUCCCAAAUGGAUGAUGUCGAAGUGGUUUAUACAAUAGAUAUUCAGAAACAUAUACCAUGUUAUCGACUUUCAAGCUUUUACAGUUCAUUGGGUGAGCUCAACAAACCAGCCUUGAAAAAGUUACUUGCAUGCCAUAGAAAGAAUGUGAUAGGCUGGUACAGAUUUCGACACAACACUGAUCAGACCAUGACGUAUCGGGAAAGGCUGCUUCACAAGAACCUGCAAGAGCAGCUGUCAAACCCAGGACUCGUCUUCUUAUUAUUAACAUCAAGUUCGACAACAGAGACAAAAUCCACCCACCGGAUGGAAUAUUCUUUACAUAAACCUCAAGACAGUGUUUUUCAGAGAGUGCCACUGGUAGUUUCCAACCUCGGGAUGUCUGAGCAGCAGGGCUAUAAGACGGUUUCUGGGUCAUGCGUUUCUAUCGGGUUUAGCCAAGCAGUGAACAAGCACAGAUCGCACUUCUUUCACGAAGAUGACACUUUAAAAGAAGUUAAUAAAAUCAACAAUUUGUAUCUGAGCCUUCAGGAAGAGCUAAAGAAAACAUGCAGUAGUGUGCUAGAAAGCGAGAGAUCGGUGGAAAAGCUUUUGCAAGAAGUGAAUGAUAUUAAGAACCAAAUUGCCGAAAAGAAAAGGCAGCUUUGUCUGAAGUCAGGGGAAGAGCAUACUGCAAAUGAACUUCCGGAAAAUGUUCUCUUAUGUGAAGCCUUACAUAAAUUUUUUCCAAGUUCUGUCCUCCUACAAACAUGCCGGCUUUCAGCGACUGGAAGGCCAAUCCCACAUAGCUGCAGCGUCAACCACGACCUACAUCAGGCCGACAAGCUCACUUUAAUGAUCAGCCAAAGUGACUUCGUAGAAACCCGGGCAAGGCGGACAAAAAAGAGAAAAGCAAUGGCUAUUCAAGAUGGAGCACAAGCAGUAAAAAAGACCCGGUUUCUGCAUCUUCGCAAGACCCGUUCUCUCAGGGGAGAGGGUGAGACUAGCGACAGCGAAAAGCUGCCACUUACCAGUGGCACAGAAACAGAUGAUGAUAUUUGUGACAGCUUAAAGAUGGAGUGCUCCGUGCCACAGUCCCCAACCUUCUAGAUCUGUUUAAAAUGUAUGUCUACAUACAUAAUAAAACAUUUUAUUAAACACGUGGUAACUUUUCUAUA
Messenger RNA from Spea bombifrons (plains spadefoot toad), 1549 nucleotides. It is a transcript of the gene ABRAXAS1, whose product is annotated as abraxas 1, BRCA1 A complex subunit. The record is from RefSeq and is a predicted model, not a curated record. The coding region runs from base 255 to 1481 and encodes 408 amino acids. Gene Ontology annotation, molecular function: polyubiquitin modification-dependent protein binding; microtubule binding. NCBI's taxonomy places the organism in Eukaryota, Metazoa, Chordata, Amphibia, Anura, Pelobatidae. Gene Ontology annotation, biological process: protein K63-linked deubiquitination; mitotic spindle assembly; attachment of spindle microtubules to kinetochore. The transcript has 9 exons. Gene Ontology annotation, cellular component: nucleus.